GCCCAGACUGUGUGUAAACGGGACAUACAGUGGACAAAGAGCUCCUGUGCAGCUGUCAGGCCUCCUGAAAAGCAAGAACAGCCCCGUGUGCCCUGCACUCUCCACUUCAGCCAUCAUGAAGCUCUGGCUCUUCUUCACACUGGCACUGCUCUGGCUGGAGGUCCAAGAUGGUGUGUGUCAGCAGGUCAAGCGAAAAAAAGAGGCUGGUGAGAACCGUAUUAGACCAGGAAGAAAAAGGGUGAAGGUUCACUACCCCAAAGUAAAAGAGAAGGAGACACGAAGCAAGGGCCAAACUAUUCUCACCCAGGUCCUUGAUAAAGGCCAUUUUCUCAGAUUGGGCGAGAGCCUUUCUUUGAAUCCUGGGAAAACACUGGAACUCAGAUGCAAAGGGACUAAUAUAGGUUGGGCUUAUCCCUCUUAUCUGGACACAUACAGUGACAACCGUCUCAGCAUCAAGCAGCAUGAGCGGUACAGUCAGCUGAUUCUGACGUCGCCUUCUGCUGCUGAUACGGGGGACUACAGCUGCUGGGUGGUGCUCUGUGAUGGAGAAGAAUGUGCAAAGGAUGGAGAAAGCACCUCUGCUACCUACAUUUACUUUACAGAUGAGCUGUUUGUCCCCUCUGCUAUCCAUUUUGAGGUCAUCUACCUGCGCCCUGACAAGCCCGCCACCGUCCCGUGCAGGGUGACAAACCCCAAAAUCAAAGUCUCGCUGCACAGGGAAGUUCCUGCAGAAGAAAUGGCUGUGGAUGGGACCCAGAUCUCUUACAAUCCCACUAAGGGCUUCAUCAUCCAAAACCCCAGUCCAGAACACAAGGGUGCUUAUUAUUGCAAGGCCAACAGCACCACGAAAACCACUUCACAAAUAUCCACUAAAUACCAGCUGCUGUAUGUGGAAGUGCCAAGUGGUCCCCCUUUUGCAACUAUUGGUGGCGACAUCUUUAACGUUACUUGCACAGUUCUGGGUGAACCGGAGAUGAAUGUCAGCUUCAGCUGGAGGUAUCCUGGCCAGGGUCAGAGGCCGGUGAAUAUUUAUGACUCCUGGCGCCUGAUAAACCGCGGUGUGGGACACACAACACGCAUCUCCCAGAGCAUCAUGGUUGUGGAUGAUGUCGAAACGAUUGACUAUGGAAAGUACAUCUGCAGCACCAAAAAUAAGCAUGGAGAGACCUUGGUGGCCACAACGGUAAAGAAGAACAUAAAGAUUAUAUAUUGAGCUGAGCUGGACACUUCAGGCUUCUUGCUGCUUAAAGACAUUCUUAUGUUAAACAUGAAAUCUAUAUAUGGAAAUAAAGUGCUUCUUUUGAUUUAAUUUAAUGAUGUAAGUUAAUGCAAGCUUCAUGUUCAAUGGUAAAUCAACAGCAUACUUAAAACAGUUUAUGAUGCAUCA
Messenger RNA from Carassius gibelio (silver crucian carp), 1387 nucleotides. RefSeq names its product platelet-derived growth factor receptor-like protein. The record is from RefSeq and is a predicted model, not a curated record. The transcript has 6 exons. Bases 116 to 1213 code for a protein of 365 amino acids. NCBI's taxonomy places the organism in Eukaryota, Metazoa, Chordata, Actinopteri, Cypriniformes, Cyprinidae.